AUGACAGUAGCGAAGUGGAAUGAUCGACUGAAUUGCCCUGUGCGACUACGACACCGAUCGAAAACCGAAGAGCAAUACGGUAGCCGCAGCGCAGACGUCGAGGCGAGACGGCUACGACGCGUAUCCGAUCGGAUCUGCAUGUGUAAAGCGAGACUUUGGCAGCGGUUUCUGAUUCCUGUGAUCGUCGUCAAUUUCUUGUUCUUCACCUAUCUUGUGGUUAAUCUGAGUAGUUCAUUGGAAGACAGGUUAAUGCUCCAGUAG
Cooperia oncophora is the source of this 261-nucleotide messenger RNA. Lineage: Eukaryota; Metazoa; Nematoda; Chromadorea; Rhabditida; Trichostrongylidae. The record is from the annotation of a GenBank genome assembly.